CCGACUGUACACAAACCGCGCGCAAAAAUGUCGAUUUUGAGGCGGAUUUUUCCAACUCUCUCUCGGACCCGCUUUCGUGAUGGAACAAUCAUCAAACGAUACGCAUCGUCAGACUCUAAUCCGGCACCGUGGCCACGGAAGGUGUUUUCCGGUGUGCAACCGACCGGUGCCCUUCAUAUCGGCAACUACUUGGGGGCCGUGAAACGAUGGGUUGAGUUGCAGGAGGCUGGCGAGGACGUAACGUACUGUAUCGUUGAUUUACAUUCCAUGACCAUACCACCGGAACCGGAAACGUUGCGCCACAACACGCUGCAAAUGACGGCCACCCUGCUGGCCUGUGGGAUCGAUCCGGCAAAGGCUACUCUGUUUCUGCAAUCGGCCGUACCGCAGCAUGCCGAACUGUCCUGGAUACUCGGCUGCCUCACGACGAUGGCCCGCCUAACGCAUCUUCCGCAGUACAAAGAGAAAUCGGCCAACAUGAAAGAGAUCCCACUCGGACUGUACCUCUACCCGGUGCUGCAAGCGGCCGACAUUAUGCUCUACAAGGCGACGCACGUGCCGGUGGGUGAGGAUCAGAUACAGCAGCUACAGCUGGCCCAAUCGCUCGCCCGUGCCUUCAACAACAAGUACGGCCGAACGUUUCCCUUCUGCGAAACACUCGUCAACGAUGGUAGCCGGUUGAAAUCGUUGCGUGAUCCGGCCAAAAAGAUGUCCAAAUCGGACCCCGAUCCGAAGAGCUGCAUCAUGCUGAUCGAUCCACCGGAGCUGGUGCUGGAGAAGGUGAAGAAAUCGGUCACCGAUUUUCGCUCGGAGGUAACGUUCGAACCGGAGCAACGGCCCGGUGUGUCGAAUCUCGUUACGAUUCACUCGCUGGUUACUGGGAAGACGGUGGAUGAGAUAUGUCAUGAGGUAACGGGGAAGAACACGGGCCAGUACAAGCUGGUGGUGGCAGAAGCACUGAUCGAACACCUGCGACCGAUCCGGGAACGUAUUGUGCAGUAUACGCGCGAUGUCAGCUAUCUGGCCGGUGUGAUUGAGGAAGGUAGUGAGCGCGCUAGGGCCAUAGCGGAGGGUACGAUCGAUGAGGUGAAGGAGAAGAUUGGUGUCGAUUGUUUUGCGCUUGCAGGGAGAACAGGCGCGAGGCGGCAUCAGAAUAAAUAAAGAUCGUUCAAGUGAUUAGUCAGCUGGUACCAAA
Anopheles aquasalis is the source of this 1195-nucleotide messenger RNA. It is a transcript of the gene TrpRS-m, whose product is annotated as Tryptophanyl-tRNA synthetase, mitochondrial. Lineage: Eukaryota; Metazoa; Arthropoda; Insecta; Diptera; Culicidae. The record is from RefSeq and is a predicted model, not a curated record. Gene Ontology annotation, molecular function: ATP binding; tryptophan-tRNA ligase activity. Gene Ontology annotation, cellular component: mitochondrion; mitochondrial matrix. Gene Ontology annotation, biological process: mitochondrial tryptophanyl-tRNA aminoacylation.